AUGACGGACUCUAGUAGAUAUGACUUUCUUAUCAUGCCCACGACAGGACUGUGUAGUGUCGUCCCUCAAUACUAAAUGCUUUUUCUCGUCACUGUCAUUAUUAGCUGCCGAUUUUUUUUCCAUGGUUAAUACUUGAUACCUGCAUUUUUUGAGUCAUAUUGUUGUGGCAUGUGCUUCUGAAAGAAAGUACAAUGAUUUUGGCUAUUGGCUUAUAUUGUCUCCUUUGUGGGGUCCAAAUUUAUACACUCUUCAUCUAAUUGAUUUUUUGAACUAUAUUAGAGCUGCGUAUGCUUGAUGAUUGAAUGUCAUGUAUUGAUGAACCUAAUCUUUGCAAGGUUAAGAUACUGAAGGCUGAUGUUUGAUUGAGGUAUUAUUCUAAAUAGAAGACAUACAUGAUCAGCCUGUCAAGACCAGCUCCAUUCAAUUGGCCUUCGCUGAACAACUCAGUUUCAGCAUCACAGAUCUUGUUUUCAUGACAAAGAGUCAUGGGACCAAUUUUUUAUUGGAUUUUCUUUUCAUUAGAGAUCUAGCGUAUACUAUUGCAUAGAACAUACACGCAAUGACGUAUUCCUGAUGUAGCGGAAUAUUGGUAACUGUGUUGGGAUUGCUAGUGGAUACUCAUAGGUGAUUGAAAAAUAUGGCGGGCUGUCUUACACGCAACCUCUUGGGCUCUUUAGAAUGAGAAGAAUUGUUGAAUUUUUUGACAAGAACUAAUCAACUAUCUGCUGUUUUGAUGGAAUCGGUUGUCGUAACAUCAUCAACGGUACAAGGAACUAAAAACAUAUUCCACUUCAUUGUCAACUCUUCUAUGCUCUUGUAUGCUAAAUGAUAGAGAUUAUCAAGUUAUUGAAGGGGAAAAGUUCGUUUCAUAUGUCCUAUAAUUUAAAGAAUCGUAAAGGAGUAUAAUGUAGAGAUUGUAAACAGGUUCUGAAGCGUUAUAUCCGUUUAUGCAUUUGGUUUCUUGCUCUAUUUAGCGUUAUUCGUGAAUAUCUAGGAGUAACAUAUUGCAUUUUUUGAUUUAAAUAGCGAGUUCUUGGAAUUGGAAGCAGCAAUCACACCCAAUGUUCAGUAGAAAAUAGGCAAACUGCUUAGCCUUCCAAAAAAUUGAAUUGAGACCGCCAUUUGAUGUUUAUUACAUGCAUGCACUUCCAUACUCUCAUUUGUGCUUUUUUUUUUCUUUUCCGCAGAUUUUUUGUUUUUUGGCUGAAAGAAUUGCCAAAUUGGAUAGAAAUCCUAAAUUGCCAUCUGUGAUUUUUUCUCGUUUAUUUUUUGAGAAUCUGACUCUUUCAGUGAUCAUAAACAGAUAUCGAGCAGAUACUAGUAGAAGCUCAACAUCGAUGGUUACGGCCAGCUGAAAUUUGUGAAAUUCUUCGAAAUUAUAGAAAUUUUCGCAUCGCCCCGGAGCCUCCAAACAGACCUCACAGUACGACUCCAAUUUGUUUUCUUGUAUAACAUUUGAAGAUCAAUAACCUGUCUUUCCUUCAAUUUUAAAUCUUGAACUCUUUGAGGUAAGCUUAUUGUGUCCAAUUGCUUGUGUUGUACGCUUAUCCAAAUGCAUUCAUGGGAAUCCAUUCUCUUCCUCUGAAAGUUAGUCUGGUGCACUGUUUAGAUUUAGCCGUAAAUCCUAAUGUGGUGGAAAAUUCUUUGACAGGAUAAUGAUUUUUCACUUCGUGACCUUAUACCUUAUAUCUUCUUUGGUUUUAGUGCCCGGAAUCAAAUGGUACAUAAAAUAGAUAAAUGAUUUGACAUUAUAUAUGCAAGAAAAUAGCUUUGAUUAGUUAAACGAUAGAUUGUUUGAGGAUACUCUAUGAUAAAUUCAUUAUCUGCAUUUUUACAUGAUUUGAAGCAGGAACAUGUUGACGCUCUUGUGAUUCCUGUAUAAACUUUAUUCGAUUAUCUGAGUGAGAUUUCAUAUCCUCUUUUUUGAGGGAUACGAACGUGAUUUUCUUAGAAUAGUUGUUUGUUUAGAAUUUCUUACGAUUUCCUUUCAUCCAUUCAAGAGAAGAAGUAAUCCUACACCCUAAUCAACUCCCCUUUUUUAUUUGAGAAAACCUUGGAUUUCUUUUUUGUACAAGGAUCCUAUCUCUUUAAAAAGCAAGGAUCUCCACUUUGUCAGAGAGAGCUACAAAUUUUGCUGAUGCCUUUUGAACUUAGUUCGCUGAAUUAGCUGAUUUGGAUCGGAAUUGGGAGGAAGUUUGGUUGAUCCAAUCCAAGUUGAUAUUGCACACUGUUGGUGGCAUCCAACAGUAUUUGUAUUUUUAAUUCAAUUCCAAGUUGAUGUAUUUUGGGCCUUUUGACAAAAGCAGUGAUCCCUCCCUUUUUUGUUGUGCGGGAAGAGUAGAUGAAUAAACAUUGUGCUACAUGCUUAUGUUGGAUUUCUAGAUCUCGUAUUGUGGGGAGAAUAUUGUAAUAGCCUGCAGUUAUAUUGGAAAUAUUGCAUAGGGUUCUCACCCUAUAUAAUGGGUGAUAAAUGGCAAUGAAAGAUGAUAUGGUUUUCCUCUGGGAGAGAGAAAAGUUCCUUGUCCAUACCGUCCGUUUUCCUCUCUUUGUUUCGACAAUUUAGAUUAUGGAUGUCUUUUGAUCUUUUAUCUAUUUGGUGGAAGCACAUCUCGGUUCUUUUGUCCAUCUUUUUUUAUGUUGGUUGGGUUUUUAUUUGUAAUGGUGAAUUAAAAUGCUUGAGGGAUAGAGAUGGCAAACUAAAUAGCGAAAAGAAGAAGCAGAAGAGGGCAAAUCGAGGUUUCAAAGAGUAGAGAUGGUAAACCAAACGUGUUGGCAGGACAAUUACUUUUCUAUCACGCCAUCAACAACAUUGCCCUCACAAUGAUCGGCUUCUCUCUUAUUUAUAAAUUUAUACAUCCUAGAUUGAGUCACUUCACUCCCUAAGGAGCUAGCUAGUUUGAUCUGAUUUACUGUCAUCAGUUCAAUAGUAGUGAUUAAUGUCCUAUAUACUGAUUUAUAUUAUUAAAAUACACCAAUAUUGAAUUAAACAAUGGAAUUUUGUUUGCUAAAUAUAUAUGCCUACCGUACUUACUAUCAACAUGGUUUCAAGUUCGAUGAUCCAAUUCUUUUACUUGCUGUCAAAACUCCAGACUCUCUAAGGUUCCACACGCUAUCUCUAUUGUCUGUGUGCUAGAUUCUUGAAAAAAGUGAGGGAGUGUGCUACAAAAGUCUCAUGUUGAAUGGGUGGACGAAAUUCUGCAGUUGAAAUAUAUGAGUAACUCCCUUUAUUGCCAAACGUUUUUUGGUUGAAUGAUUUGUUAAGCAUUAAGAUAAAUCUCACUAGUCAUAAAUGAUUUUUCAAAAGAUGACACUGACUAGACUCAUAUAACCAGUGCUACUAAUUAGUGUUAUGCUUUAAGGUGCCUAUUUUCAUUCCUCCCUCUUGAUUCUCGAUUUGCAAAAUGAUGUUCUGGAAUAAUACCCAAAUAGCUCUGAAUUUUUUGAUCAAAUGAUUUUGUACGGCUUGCUUCUCCUGCAGUUUUCCUCUUGCUAAUUCCUUGAAAAUGUUUUGCCUUGGCUUUCCCAGCUUUUCAUCUUUGUAUUGUUCCUUGUACCUUGCUUUUUAACCAGAUAAUUUUUUUAAUAUGACAUGCAUAAUAUUCUCUCUGCACACAAUAACCCAGAGAGAAAGAUAGUGGAUAAACCUGUGCGCUUUAUUGCAAUGUUGAAUAUUCUCGUCUCCUGUUCAUCACAUCAGAAGUGCUCAUCGUAUAACCUGACCUCAGAUGCUUCAUUUGUUCAGGUGGUUCACUUUUUCUUUUUGACCGGAAGGUACUAAGGUAUUUUAGAAGGGAUGGGCACAACUGGCGGAAAAAAAAGGAUGGAAAGACAGUAAAGGAAGCUCAUGAGAGGCUAAAAGUAAGGCCACUGUAAAUGUAAUAUCAUUUCGCUCUUUCUCGCGUGCCUUUAUGAGGCAUUCUUUUAGUGAAAAUGUGGCUUAUCGGGCAUAAAAAAGGAUAAGAGUCUGAGCGCAAAUGACUUUUUUCCUUUUUUGUAAUAUCAUUUGAGAUUGUUUCUUCCCUAACAGAACUCAGCUAUGCACCACUGGGUAUGUGUCUUAGCGCAAAUGGCUUUUAGUAAUAUCAUUUGAGAUUGUUUCUUCCCUAACAUAACUCAGCUAUGCACCACUGGGCAUGUGUCAAGUACAUGCCUUGAUGCAGGCUAUUUACCUGCAUGUUGGUUUGCUUAUUUGGCUGAUGUGGGAAAUAUUUCAUGUUUGACGGAUUAGAGUCUUCGACUAUGGAACUUUCAAGUUUUUUCUUUUUGGGCAUGUGCUUUUACUAUCCCUUUUAGGCUUCGUUUAUUUAUGUCCUAUUUUAACAGUCUUAGAUUGACGAAAAGUAUUAUUUGUAGGUUGGAAGUGUUGAUGUAUUACACUGCUACUAUGCUCAUGGUGAAGAGAGUGAAAAUUUUCAGAGACGGAGCUAUUGGUUAUUAGAAGAGUAAGAUGAUGUUCUCAUUUUCUAGAAUAUUACUCUAAUUGUAAACCUAUCAAUCAACAUUAUCUUGAGAAUCUGGUGUAAUGUUUAAAUGAAUAAUAAUAGGUAAGUUGACUGCCACUGGAUCAUAUUGGAAACUAAAAGGUGAAAAAACCAAGUCGGAUUAUACCUACUGGGUUGGGAGCUGCCUUGAUUUAGCUGUGAUAUGUGCUAGCAUUUAUGUGUACAUGAAACACUUUCUGAAAUAAUUCAUUCCCUUUAUAACCUUUAACUACUGACUUGGCCGAUCAUGACUCAGCAAGUUGCGAACUGUAGCAGGGUUGAUUAUCUGCAUGCAAUUUUCCGGCUAUGCUUAUGGAUAGUCUUUACGCUGUGUUCGGUUUAUGUGAGGAGGAAGGGGAAUCGUUAGGGUAUGUUCCUUGGGUGUUCAAUUUCUCAACAUACAAUUGGUAUACAAGGAGAUUUGGUGGAUUUUACAGUACAGUAGGUUUGCAGCUGCACACAUUAGGACGUCCUGCCAUAGAACAUUAGGUCUAUACUUUAGGGUACAAAAAAAACCCUACAGACAAGGAGUUUUCUGUCAUAAAAAACGUUUUUUCUUAGUCCAAUAAUCCAGAGAGUUGCAUAUAAGAUAUGCCACGCUGAAUUCUUUUCUCAGUCAGAGCUAAUUCCACAUUAAUCAUUACUCAUCUUGCUGGUUUAGGUGCUGCCAUCGUAUACCUACAUUCACCCCAUCUCUUUGGAGAAUGAAUAUGCAAGGAAAAAAUACUCUGUAAAUUGAACUCCACAUUGCCAGAUACUGUUUCGAGUUUCCCUUCCUUUGGAGUAUUGAAUGAAUUUAUAAUAUCUAUCCUAUCAUUUCUUUCGUUGUAUCCAGUACUCUUUACAUAUUUCCAAGGACCAUGUCUAUUACCGAUAUCUAAACAUUGUGAACGCGCCAUAUGGGGUGAGUUUUGAAGUAGAUAUCAUCAAAAUGAGAUAUAUACAUCAAAGUUGCUACUAGGGAAUUUUUGGAACUGCUUUUGGUUCAUUUGUGUGAUAAAAGGAUACUUAUCAUCUUUUUUAUCUCAUUCAUUUUUUGUUAUUGGUACAGGGAUUUUAUGCACAUUGUUCUGGUUCACUAUCGUGAAGUUCAGGUCAUGCGUUUUCGCACUGAAGCAACUAUUUUUGGUUAUCUGGGAUAUAUAUCGAUAUUCUUGUCCAGUCUUUUUUAUACAACUCUAUUUUGAUCAUGAUUUAUGAUUUACUCUAUGAAGUCGUCCAAAAUUUCUGUUCUGAAUGUGGGCUAGAUAUCAAUUAUCUCCUUACUAGGUGAAUAUAUCUUGUGCUUCUGGUAGCUCGAGGAGAGUAGAUUCUUACCUUGAUUGGCACUCAGCUGUUUAGGAUUUUUGUUACCGUCACUUGCAAUUAUGAACUGAAGGGUCAUUGAUAAUGGUUUUCAUCAAGAGAGAACUGGGUUAGAAAAACCUGAGUUUCAAAUAGUGCUAUGGUCAUACAGAAAAUAAUAAAAAUGGUUGUGUCAAGAGAAGAAUUAUAUUUUAAAAUCCUAUCUUGAUCAGAUUGGUGAAAAUACCUUUGUUGAUGUAAUUGGGGUACGGACUUCAAUUAAAGUAUGCCCCUUUAUGGGCUCUCAUUGUAACAUCUCUGGUUCUGAAUCCUAUUCAAAUCUAUCUGUAUGUCUAGUGGGUUGAAAGACCGUUUUGCUUCUGGCGAUCACAGAUAUUGUGAGUUUCGUAUGAUCUGAAGUUAUGUUUAAAUCUAGGCAAUCCAAUGUUCUGAGAGUAUCAACUGUCACCUGGGUGCACAUACCAUCCGAUUCCAAUUUUUGGUGGACGAUUCUGAUCAACAUUAUGAGUCGGUCUAGUGCGAAUCUGAUGUCUCAGUGUAACUUGAAAAAGAAAAGGGAUUUUCAGAAGGGUGGACUGAGCUAACUUGGAUUGUCUCUCUAGGAAUAUGUUAUCACUCUUUUAGCAGAAAGAAGAAGUGGGAGGAGGAAGUUGCUGUAAGGACAGUGAAAAGAAAAAAAAAAAAAAAAAACACAGGGUCUUAGUAUUGUGCUGGGUUCAGUUCGGCUAAUGAAGGUUCUGUACUUCGAAAUUAUCUUUUAGUUAUGCUCUUUUAUAAUAAGUUUUUUAUUAUUAUUAACAUUUGAAGUGUAGUAACAUUUGUUGUUACUUUUCUUGGAUUGCCCUUUUCCCAGAGCCUACCAAUUUGGUCGACCUGAUCAUGAUCGGGAUCAAAUUGGAUCUUCCCAAUCUGUUAGCCUAAUCUUGUUUCCAGAACAGUCAUUGAUUUGGCGCGUCCAAUUAGAAUUUGAUUCCACCAGCCUUUUCUCCCAGCAUUCACCCCUUGUGAUUUCCCUGAGUUUUACCCUGUUGUGCAAAUUUUAAUUUUCAUUACAUGGUGAAUAAAGUGUCUAUAACGAAACAUAAUAUGAUAUACAUUUUUAGUGACAAAGUACUUACAAAAGGAUUAUUGUGGAUUACCUGCAGCCAUGUCCGGCCACUGUGGCCUGUGUGGCCUUAGGAUGUUGUGAUGGUGGCUAUGGAAGUCACCCGCUAUGAUGGUGGACAUUGUGUUUUGAAAACUAGUUUCAAAAUAUGUUCAUUACAAAUGAUUUAUAAUUUUUAUAAAAGGUUUCUCUUACAAAGUAUAACUAUUGGAGAUUUAGUGUUAUGAGUUUACUUUGGAUACUCUAUGAAUAAUACCAAGUUGCUAGUGUUUGCAAAAGUUUUGUCCAUGAAGAGGCUUAAUUGGCGAAAAGUCAUGUCUUCACUGUCCACUUUUCAACUUUUCUUGUUCAAAUGACCAGCUCUUGAGUUCGUUGAAUUCAUCCAUCUUUUGUAUCUUAAAUACUUUAUGCAGUUACUGCAUUGUGGAUGUUUUACAUGAUACAUUCGUUCAUUAGUUGACACAAAUUUUCUGCUUACAGGGUGGUAAAGCCAGCUUUGGUCGCAAUAGAGACAGUGAUGAAAGCUCACAGAGUGCUUUAAUGGAAACUCCUGUUUCUUCUAAUUCCUUAUCGAAUCCUAACCAAAUGCGCUCACAAAUCACAGAUGUUGAGAGCCUAGGCAGUGCGCACGCGUCUGAAUUUGAGGAUGCUGAGUCUGGUAUGUAAUUUACUCUCUCUUUACCACUAUGCUUCGCAUCAUCUUAGCAGAACAACGACAUAAAACAUAAUAAAUUACUCAUUAAAAAAAUGUCUGCACUGAAGAUAGAUUUUACUGAUUCAUAUUUCCGAUUAUGCACCUUUCUUUCAGUGUAUCUAAAGCGAAAUUCGAUGCAGCAGAUAAUUAUCAAGCAAGCUCCAGAUACCACCCUUACACUGAGUCUCAAGAGUCAGAGAAGCCUGUGAUAGAUGCUUCCAUCCUGAAUCCGUAUUUUCCGGUUCCUUAUUCAAAUACCGAAGGUGGCGAGUAUUUUUUUCUUCAAAUUAUUUGUAUUUCAUUUUACUCCCUUGCGUGGUAAAUCAGAUUUAAUUUGAUAGGUCUUCUUUAUUUAUCCUGCUGCAGGUUGCUACCCUGGAGCCUCAUCUGGAUCUAAUUAUUUACCAGUUACUCCAGAGGGAAUGACUAGGGUUUUCAAUGGACUGGGAUCUGGGUUUGGCUCUCAAACACCAGAUGACUUAUCAUCGUGGGAUAAGGUCUUGGAACAUUGCACGACAGCAUUUCCUACUGUCUCAUUCCCAGCAACAACAACGACAUUUACAGAACCUUAUCACGUGGAAGGGAGUGUUGACCGUGAACCUUCAAGGCUUGGGGAAACCGCCGUAUAUGCAGAUGAUCUAAAUAAAGACGUUAUUGGCUCUUCUAAGUUUGAUGAAAACUGUCAGGUAACCUAUCAUCAAUUUGAAAAUAAUUUGUAAAUCUUGGGCUGCUGAGAUGUAUUAGCUGUGAAAACUCAGAAAGCCACCAUGACAAUUGCCAAUAAAUCGUUGACCAACUUAUCCAAUCGUUAGGAUCAUGCCAGAUGAAAAUUACCUUACGGGCAAGGUUGCUGGAUUGAACGAGUGCUAUUUAAGGAUGCAAUGAAAGAUAGCGCUUGGCAGAUAAUAUCAAAGAGUUACCAUUAGUGUAGUUUUUUGGUUCCCUUGUGCACUAUGGUCAUGGUUAGCACCUAGAAAUGAUGGGAAACUAUAAUCUACUGCUGCAUGUUGCACUGAAAAUCCCGUUAUCUCUGAGCAAUCUGUCUAGCAUGUCUUGGUCUGCGUUUUGGGGAGUGGCAUUAAGUAACAUCUAGAAAUUCUUGGUUUUUAGGAGGCCUUGUUUUCAGCUAGUCGUUUUGGUAAAACCCCUAUGCACUGAUAUUUAAAAUAUCUGAGGAUGUGAUUCAUUGGUCAGCAUUUACCAUUAUUCAUUAUGUUAAAGUUUUAUUCAGUGAAUUUGGUGCUCUAAUGCUAGAUUUGAUGUCUAAGUUAUUUGUAACCAUUGUCAUGUUUCAUUGUUUCGCAUGUCACAUAAUUUAGUUACAUCCUUAUUCUUUUAACUACUGGAUUUGAAGAAUAUAGCACUCAACUUAUCAGAUAGUAUCAUCUAAAAAGUGAAUCUCACUUAAACUCUCUCGCAGGUGCCUAGUUAUGAAGCGAGCUCUGUUUUGAAAUCGAAUGUGGAUGCAAAAAGUGCUCCAUCUAAAGCAGGAUGCGGCAAGUACUCCCUUCUAAAGCAGUUGUCAAUGGAAAUCUCCAGUAGUGAAAAUGAUGGUGGCUUAAGGAAAUGUGAUAGCUUCUGUCGAUGGAUGAGCAAAGAACUAGGAGAAGUAGAUGACUCGCAAAUGCAAAUGAACUCCGCCCACUACUGGAGCCCGGUUGAAGGUGAAAACGCGGUUGAGGACUCUGGGAUGCCACACAGUGACGACAUGUACUUGUUAAGCCCCUCGCUUUCCCAAGAUCAGCUUUUCAGCAUUAUUGAUUUUUCACCCCAUUGGGGUUAUGCAGGCUUAGAAACCAAGGUAUUCAUGAUUUUAGCACUUCACAUCACUCUCUAUCUGAAGGCGUUUUAAGACACCAAUUGAAACUGGCAUCUUAUCAUUUGAUUUUAAUGGGCGUUGACAUCCUUAAACAUGAUUAGUUCUGACGAAAAUUUUAUUUUAUUUCUGAUUAUAUAACAGAUUCUAGUUACGGGCUCAUUCUUGACGGACAAAAUUGAUGUGGACAAGUGUAAAUGGUCGUGUAUGUUUGGGGAAGUGGAAGUUCCUGCUCAAAUUGUAGCAGAUGGCGUUCUUCGUUGCCAUGCUCCACUACAUAAACCUGGAAGGGUCCAUUUCUAUGUGACUUGUUCUAACAGGUUAGCUUGUAGCGAAAUCCGGGAAUUUGAAUAUCGUGUCAGCUGCCCUCAAUAUAUGGAGAUUUCAGAUUCUUAUGGGGGCUCUGCAAGUGAUUAUCAACUUCAUAUUCGCCUUGAAAAGCUUUUAUCUAUUGAAUUUGAUGAUAUUCAAAAGUCUGUUUCUGGUUUAAGUGGUGCGAAACUUCAUUUAAGCAGUAAAGUUAGCUCGCUGCUUAGAGAAAAUGAUGACGAUUGGUCCAGCAUAUUAAAUCCUCCAAGCAAUAAGGAGUUUCAUUCUGGCAAAGCAAGCGAUCAAUUCCUCGAGAAGCUACUGAAACCGAAGUUGCGUGCAUGGCUUCUCUACAAAAUAGCUGAUGAAGGAAAGGGUCCAAAUGUUUUAGAUGAAGAGGGACAGGGCGUGCUUCAUUUGGCUUCUGCUCUUGGCUAUGAUUGGGCUAUAGCGCCAACUGUGGCUGCUGGUGUGAGUAUCGACUUUCGUGAUGUGCAUGGGUGGACUGCUCUACACUGGGCAGCAUCUUGUGGCAGGUAAGAGCUUUUGGGAUGCAUAUCUUUCAGUUGUGGCACAUCUCAUAUCUUAAUGAUCUAAAGACAAUUUUGGGUUUGAUUUGGCCCUUGUAAUUUCAGGGAAAGGACGGUUGUUUCUCUUUUUACUUUGGAUGCAGCCCCUGGUGCAUUAACUGAUCCGACUCCAAAGUUUCCAAGUGGAAGAACACCUGCUGAUCUGGCUUCUGUCAAUGGACACAAAGGGAUCGCUGGUUUUCUUGCUGAAUCUUCUUUGACCAAACAUCUUUCGAUCCUCACUUUGAAGGAUAUGGGCACCAGCAGUGUCACGGAGGCAUCCAGCUUGGAAGCUUUUGAAGAUGUUGCAAGGACCGCCGCACAGACUAUCGAUAGGAAUAUGCAGGCUGGAUUGAGUGCCAUCCGUAAAGCUGCCCAGGCUCAUGCCCGCAUUCACCAAGCUUUCAGGAUCGAUUCAUUCCAUAGGAAGAAGCUUUCGGAGCUUGCUGAUGACAAGUUCGGAAUGUCAGACGAGGAUGCUCUUUCACAUGUAUCUAUUAAGACAAACAAAUCUGGUCCGAGUGAUGAGCCUGUGGCUGCUGCAAUAAGAAUUCAGAACAAGUUUCGAGGCUGGAAGGGUAGAAAAGAGUUCUUGAUAACCCGUCAACGGAUAAUUAAGAUACAGGUACACAUUCCUAUCUUGACAUUUUCUGAAUUGCACACACACACACACACAACACACACAUGUUUAUCCUGGAAAUCCUUUGAGGUUAUCUGUCAUUUCUGGGUUUCAUACCUGUCUACAACUUUCUCUCGAAAGCUGUGGAUGUCAACAAUCAGGCCUAUUUUUAUUUUUAUUUUUACUGAGAAUGCACAGAAACCUGUUCAAAGUUAGACAUUUGUUUUCUUUCACGGAGAUAUAACCAGGGUGAGGCAUUUAAUUUAUUUUUUUUGUAAAAAUUAUCUUCACCGAAAAGCAGCUGAAAGUAGUAUUUAUGCGACGUCAGCUAAUUUAGAAACCAAUAUAAUGCCAAUUUGGAAGCUGGAGCUUUCCCUUAAAAGAUUAGCAAAGAUUACUUCUUCAAAAUCGCAGCACUCACCCUAUGAAAUGCCUUGCAAAAAGCAUACCUUAUGUGGAUGAAAGCUCAUUGUGAGCGAUGAAAGAACCAGUUCUUAGCUUGCGGAUUUGACUCCAAAACAUGAGUGAACAUCGUGGGAAUUAUCAAGGGAAGAAUUUCUUUACUGUUAGGAGGUCCCAGGCUAUCUGCUGGUGGAGGCGAGGCUGAAGACCAGGCAAACACCGAAUAAGCGGUUUAAACUCGAAACUUGAUCUUCAACUGAAUGCCAAAAAUGCCGUGAUUUCCAGAAAUAGGCAGAUGUAUGCUCCUGGGUAGAGGAUCUAUGGAUUGUUGAUUUGCAGACCUUGAACUUCGACUGAAUGCCAAGAGUGCUGUGAUUUCUAGAAAGAAGCAAAAGCAUGCUCCCGGGUAGAAAAAAUCUAUUGGUAUUGAUUUCGGAUAAGUGACAUAUCGAAAGAGGCAGAAGGUGAGACCAUUGAAUGUUCUUGACUGCCUGUGACCCAUGUGAGAUGUGUGAAGCAGACGAUCCUUGAGGGCCUGAGAACAAGGUGUACUGAGAAAGUUUAGAUGAGCUCAUGCGAAAUGUAGUACGAUCGAGUUUAGAGUAUUGAAUGCUGGAGUUCUCUGUCUAUGAAGCUUCAUUGUUGCUUAAAAGCUGUCAUCCAUGGCAUCAUGACCUAGUUUUCUGCUCUCUCAUCUUGAUAUUCUGCAGAAGAUGGAUCUAUCUUUAUCCUUCUGGAUGGACUUCCUAGGUUUUCGGUUCUUUGGUCAUUUUGAGUACUGGUGGUACUGGACCACGAAAUUAUCUAUUUUAAAGUUUCCAAAAGCACACAAUUCUAUCUUUUAUAGUUUAAAAUGUUUGUUGGAUGUGUCAGUCGGAUUAUUAUUACAUUGUGAACAUCGACCAGUAAGUUUGAUGGUUCCCAGUAUCUUAAUGGAAAACUAUGCUAUGGAUUCCAUGUGGAUGUUACUUGGAGUAAGAAAAAGGAGAAAAUAGAAGGGUUUUACAAGGGUCUCUCCUUUUCUUGCUGCAAGGGAUGAGACCCAAUCGAAUUUCUUUUUAACCCAUAGAAUUUCUAAAUUUCUUCCUUUCUUUCAACCUUCGAACUCAUGGCUUCCCUGUGGCUAUGGCUAGGCCCAUGUACGCGGUCAUCUAGUGAGGAAGCAUAAUGCAAACGACAUCCUCUGGUCAGUGGGAAUCGUGGAGAAAAUAAUACUAAGAUGGAGGCGAAAAGGAAGCGGCCUGAGAGGGUUCCGCUCGCAAGGAUUGCCUGAUGGCCCCGGCACACAUGAUCGAACAACCCAGCAGGAUGACCACGAUUUCCUGAAAGAAGGCAGAAGACAGACCGAAGCUAGGCUGGAGAAAGCCCUUGCCAGGGUGAAGUCCAUGGUUCAGUACCCCGACGCAAGAGAUCAAUACCAAAGGCUGCUGACCGUCGCUGAAGAGUUUCAAGAGUCUAAGGUAAAGCCAGUUCAUUGUCGCCCAAUUUUUCCACUUUUUUUCUAUCUUUAUAUGCAUGAAUUAAAAGCUACCGCAUCAAGGUCUGAGUCACAAUAUUGGCUAGGCUCUGUAUAAUACCCCCUCAUCAGUUGGAGGGGGGGGGGAAGCUACCUUCUCCGCUCAUAGUCAGUUUUGAUUUGAAUGGCCCAAUGAUCUCACAUAGUCCAGGAGGCCCAGAUUUUGUAAAGAGUACCACAUUGGUAGGGAGGGAGAAAAACAAAUCCACAACUGAUGGCAUCGUUCAAUCAAUUAAUUCUGAGUUCACCCUGCAGUACGUGGCAAUAAUUCAUGAACUGUUAAUGAAUCCUCUGUUUCUUUCCAUUGCAGGCGUUAAUAGAGAAGGUUUUAAAUGAUCCCGGCGAUGGCGAAGGUGACAUGAUGUUUGAUGAGCUUCUCGGGGACGAGAACCUCUCAUGA
Messenger RNA from Spirodela intermedia, 13216 nucleotides. Lineage: Eukaryota; Viridiplantae; Streptophyta; Magnoliopsida; Alismatales; Araceae. The record is from the annotation of a GenBank genome assembly.